AUGUUUGCUCAUGUUGCCCACAUGACUAUAGUUCGUACCUUGAUUUUUGUAGCUGUUAUAUGCCAAGGGCCUCUAUAUCAAUUUGCUAUAAAAAAUACAUUUCUUAAUGGUGAUCUUGCAGAAGAAGCAUAUAUGAAGUUACCUCUUGGGGUUUCUGAUCCUACCAGUAGAAGCCAUCAUGUCUCAGCCAUGUUUGUCUUGGUCACUCCCAUAGGUUGUGUAAUUCUCUUACUCUAUGUUGAUGAUAUGAUAAUUUCUGGGGAUGAUGAGACAACUAUACAUCUAAUCAAGCAAAAACUUAAUCAGCUUUUCGAGAUGAAAUAUUUGGGAUUCUUAAAAUAUUUUUGGGGCCUUGAAGUUGUGUAUUCUCCUCAUGGGCAUUUGCUCUCACAACUCAAGUAUGCCACAUAUAUUAUUUAUCGAGCUCGUCUAGCGAAUGAUACAAACCACACUGUCAUACCUACUAAGCUUAAUGUCAAACUUUACUCUAUAUAUGAUGAACCUCUUUCAGAUCGUACAUUUUAUUGGAAGCUUAUUGGAAGUUUGAUUUAUGUAAUUCUCUCUUGGCCCAACAUUGCUUACGUUAUUCAUAUUGCCAGUAAAUUCGUGAGUGUCCCUCGUUCUGUUCAGUUGGUAGUUGUUUUAUGUAUCACUCCUUAUAUUCAAGAUACUCUUGAUCGUGCUCUGUUGUUUUCUUCGUCUUCUACUCUUGGACUUCAUUCUUAUAGUGACUCUGAUUUUUCAGGGGAUACUAUUGAUCAGUAG
Molecule: messenger RNA, 765 nt
Organism: Amborella trichopoda
Lineage: Eukaryota; Viridiplantae; Streptophyta; Magnoliopsida; Amborellales; Amborellaceae
Source: RefSeq, a predicted model, not a curated record